GUUUCUACGAUAGUUUUAGAAGUAUCUGCCAUAUGUUCGCAUAUUGAAGAUAAAACGGAUUAUUUUUUGCCUAAUUUUCAUGCGUAGUAUUCAAGGCAGCACUCUUAAAGCUCUGAUUGACGGCAAGUACAAAAAUGUGAUAAGCAAAUUCACCAUCGUUGAUUGCCGCUACCCGUACGAAUUUGAAGCGGGACACAUUGAAGGGGCCAUAAAUGUAUACAAGCAGGAGCAUUGCCUGGAGUUGUUUGCGGACAUGGCUGCUUCGGAACAGCCAAGGAACGCAAGGAACAUUUUAAUAUUCCACUGCGAAUUUUCCAUUGAGAGGGGACCCAAUAUGUAUAAAUAUCUGAGACAGAAAGAUCGUGCAUUAAAUGCCGAUAUGUAUCCAUUGUUGUGUUAUCCCGAAAUUUAUGUUUUAAAAACUGGUUACUCCAAAUAUUUUGAAGAAUAUCCCGAGACUUGCGUACCAAGAGGGUACAAGACCAUGUUGGAUACUGGAAGUCGUGUGGAACUAGAGUACUUCAGGUACAAAUCGGAGCAUCGAAGUGCAAGAAAGGUGACUUCCAAACACAGGAGGCGCGUGCAGCCACUACAGAAGCUGCAGAUGCAACGUAGAACUCUUUUUUAGUUGCCAGUUAGUAAUGACUCGGGAUAAAUAGUACUAUUUAUUUGAUAUUUAU
Aethina tumida (small hive beetle) is the source of this 680-nucleotide messenger RNA. RefSeq names its product M-phase inducer phosphatase-like. Gene Ontology annotation, cellular component: nucleus; cytoplasm. The transcript is spliced from 2 exons. NCBI's taxonomy places the organism in Eukaryota, Metazoa, Arthropoda, Insecta, Coleoptera, Nitidulidae. Gene Ontology annotation, molecular function: protein tyrosine phosphatase activity. The coding region runs from base 80 to 628 and encodes 182 amino acids. Gene Ontology annotation, biological process: G2/M transition of mitotic cell cycle; positive regulation of G2/MI transition of meiotic cell cycle; positive regulation of G2/M transition of mitotic cell cycle. The record is from RefSeq and is a predicted model, not a curated record.